This is a messenger RNA of Bombus terrestris (buff-tailed bumblebee), 2601 nucleotides long. RefSeq names its product hexosaminidase D. Bases 189 to 1646 code for a protein of 485 amino acids. The transcript is spliced from 9 exons. Lineage: Eukaryota; Metazoa; Arthropoda; Insecta; Hymenoptera; Apidae. Gene Ontology annotation, molecular function: hexosaminidase activity. Gene Ontology annotation, biological process: carbohydrate metabolic process. The record is from RefSeq and is a predicted model, not a curated record.
AGUUCAAAUUGAAAUCCUGACCUGCGCAUAGUAGAUUAAAGAAAUACAUAAUACAUAUCGAAACAAUAAGAGUAUUAGAUGGAUGGUAAAGAAUAAAAAAAUAUUUCUUAAAAUCUGUUGAAGUCAAAAUGUUAAUUAGAAUUUAAUACCAUAUUCUCUUCAAUUAACGUUGUAGUAAUGGAGGAAAGAUGGACGCCUUGACGUUCGGCUCUCACAGGCUAGUUCACUUAGAUCUCAAGGGUGCUCCGCCGCGAGUCUGUUAUUUCGAAAAGUUGUUCCCAUUAUUAAGGACAUGGGGUGCCACUGGACUUUUAUUGGAAUGGGAAGACACAUUUCCAUACAAUCGAGAGCUUUCUCAUAUAGGAAGCAAUGGAUUAAGCAGUUUAAUCAGUGGAUAUACGGUUCAGGAGGCCAGACAUAUCCUACAAAUUGCAGGAGACUGUGGUUUAGCAGUUGUUCCAUUAGUACAAACAUUUGGUCAUAUGGAGUUUGUUUUAAAACAUGAUGAAUGGAGGUCUUUGAGAGAAGUGGAGCACUUUCCAAGCUCAAUUUGUCCAUCUAAUCCAAGAACAUUGUCUUUGGUAAAGACUUUGAUUCGUCAAAUAGUUAGUUUUCAUCCAGACAUACAGUAUUUGCACAUAGGUGCAGAUGAAGUUUGGCAUUUAGGUCUUUGCUCAGUUUGUAUAAAACGUGCUGCAUCUAGCAAAUACGGAAAACCAUCUCUGUACCUGGAACAUAUUUUGGCUAUUGCACAAUAUGUACAAGAAACAUAUCCCUACUUAAAGAUUAUCAUAUGGGAUGAUAUGUUAAGAACGAUAGAUUUACAGGUUUUGAACGAUCAUUACAUCGGGAAGUAUGUGGAACCUAUGAUCUGGCACUAUAAUCCCAGGGAUAACUUUGCUCUACCUCAUGAACUGUGGGAUAAGUAUACUGCAGUUUUUCCCCAUAUUUGGGCGGCUACUGCAUUUAAAGGUGCUACUGGAUCUUCCCAACAUGUACCGAUUAUAAGACACCAUAUAAGCAAUCAUGAAAAAUGGUUAGAAGAAUUAGGUAUACAUGUGAAUAAAGUUCAUGAAUUUCGAGGAACAGUAUUCACUGGGUGGUCAAGGUAUGAUCAUUAUGCAACAUUAUGUGAAUUAUUGCCUACUGCAAUACCAUCAUUAGCAUUAUGCUUGAAAGUCUGGCUCCAUGGUUAUUCUGAACAAAUUCACAAUCAAGUCGCUAAGAAUUUAGGAUAUAUAGAUCAUCCUUUGCAUAUAACGCCACAACCAAGACCUGCUCCAAUACCUAGCAAUUUGCUUUUCCCUGGAUGGCAAGUUGCAGUAGGAGUAGAAUGGUUUUUAAAUUUUCGAACUAAAUUUCAUAAUAUUAUUUCCAGUGAGCAAAUAUCCACAUGGAUGAAUCCGUGGCAAGUUGCAAAUAAUUACACAAACCCUAUGCAGUUAGAAAAUCUAGUGCCCGCUUUUACAGAACUACUAUUAGAAUUAUCUUCCUUAGAAGGAUAUUUAAGAUUUCAGAUGGAAAGCAUUUUCUUUCCAUCAAUGAUCGAUGAAUGGAUAGGUACAAAUAUUCAGCCCAUUAAAGGGAAGCUUAUGGAAUUAAAACAAACCACGGAGAAUCAAAUCAAGAUAAAUAGUCGAGUUUAGUAUUUUAAAUAAGUAUUUGCAGAUUUCUGCUUUAGAUCUCAAUGACCAACUUCAAUACAGGAGACGAAUACGGAACGAUAGGCUGAUGAAAAGUACGAAACUAUUUAGUAAAUUGUAAAAUUUUAUCUUGUAAGUAGGUGUAGCGAAGUAAAAGUAGAUAUUAAAAAGUGAUACUCCGUGCGAUAUGCACAGGAUAUAAUUUUAUAAGAAAAGGAAUGAUUAUUUUAAUACUUGGCUUAAGGACGAACGAACUUAUGACAAUGAUUGUCACUGAGCUUUGUCAUUUUGUGAGCUGUUCUGUGAUACUUGGCUAUGAAAGGAUUAUUGUAAUGUAAUUAAGCUCAAUGACCAUAUUUCUUGGCUAUUGUGCUUAUCACAUAUGCUUCUAACUAUCUGCGUUUCUUAUAUCCAUAGUAUGUGCAAAUAUUUUUUGUACUCGAUUUAGAGAUAUCUCUUUGGAAAUUUUUCAAAACUUAUAUUGAUCAGCUAUAAAAAAAUUGUAUGCAAUACCUAAUAUAUCUCAUAGAUUCUUUUUUAUUACUAAACUUUUAAACUAGUCUGUUUGGAACAUACUCGUCACUCUAAUACACUAUUUAUUAAAUACAGUGACAGAUUGAACUUAGAUAAAUUAUAAUUCAAAAUAAUAAUAACUAAUAAUGGAUAUGACUAAAUACUUAUAUGUGUGUACGUAAUAAUCACGUAACAUGUGAUUUUGUUUUGUACGACUCAAAUUACUUUUGAAAUAAUCUCAAUUAUGAAAAAGAAAAAAAAUAUUUUGCGUUCAUUUUUCACCUUUUUCUACGAUCCAUGGCCACUGCGGAUUUGUAUCCAUAAUCCAGUUAAAAACAAAAGCGGCGUUCAGUUAAAAGGCAAAGACUUGUCAAAAAAUGUCUUGCUCUAAUUUUUCUGAAAUAUUACCUUUGGCCAAGCAAGUGAAAUAGUGGCAGAUAUAAAA